Trichechus manatus latirostris (Florida manatee) is the source of this 2100-nucleotide messenger RNA. RefSeq names its product beta-1,4-galactosyltransferase 4 (gene B4GALT4). Gene Ontology annotation, molecular function: galactosyltransferase activity. The transcript is spliced from 8 exons. Bases 321 to 1355 code for a protein of 344 amino acids. NCBI's taxonomy places the organism in Eukaryota, Metazoa, Chordata, Mammalia, Sirenia, Trichechidae. Gene Ontology annotation, biological process: carbohydrate metabolic process. The record is from RefSeq and is a predicted model, not a curated record. Gene Ontology annotation, cellular component: Golgi apparatus.
GCGGUCGCGGCGGCUGCUUCUCACUGUCUGUCUUUUCUCUGGCCGGGCUGGCGGCGGCCGCGGCCGGGAGAACUUUUAUUACUUAGAAGAAGCAGACAGCACACCAGAACAAAUGUGGAUCCGUUUUUGAGUGUUCCCCCUCCCGCAGCUUGAGAAGGCUGUGUGGGCAAAGAGAUUGUUGGAACAGGACUACUGAGCAGAAACAGGCAUUGCAUCUACAGUUGUCAUUGAUUUUGCCAUCAGAUUGGAGAAGUCUAACUUGAAGAAACUUCCAGCCUGCAGUGAGGUGGUGAGGUAUAUAAACUCACAUAAUAAAAGUCAUGGGCUUCAACCUGACUUUCCACCUUUCCUACAGAGUCCGAUUACUGCUCCUUUUUACCAUAUGCCUGACGGUGGUUGGGUGGGCCACCAGUAACUACUUUGUGGAUGCUAUUCAAGAGAUUCCUAAAGCAAGGGAUUUCGUGGCUAACUUCAACAAAGCCACAGUUUUGGACAAAGAAGAAACUCUGACUAAUAAAGCACCUGUGAAAAAAGCAGAAGUCAGAAACUGCCCUCCUAGGUCUCCAUACCUCAUAGGCCGGAGCAAGCUCGUUUUCAGAGCAGAUCUCACUUUGGAAGAAGUACAGGCAGAAAAUCCCAGAGUGCACAGGGGCCGGUAUCACCCUGAGGAGUGUAAGGCUUUGCAGCGGGUCGCCAUCCUUAUUCCACACCGCACCAGGGAGAAACACCUGCUGUACCUGCUGGAGCAUCUCCAUCCCUUCCUGCAGAGGCAGCAGAUGGAUUAUGGCAUCUAUGUCGUCCACCAGGCUGGAAAUAAAAAGUUUAAUCGAGCCAAGCUCAUGAAUGUGGGCUAUCUAGAAGCUCUCAAAGAAGAAAAUUGGGACUGCUUUAUAUUCCACGAUGUGGACCUGGUGCCUGAGCAUGACUUUAACCUUUACAAGUGUGAGGAUCAGCCAAAGCAUCUGGUGGUUGGCAGGAACAGCACUGGGUACAGGUUACGUUACAAAGGAUAUUUUGGGGGUGUUACUGCCCUAACCAGAGAGCAGUUUUUCAAGGUGAAUGGAUUCUCUAACAACUACUGGGGAUGGGGAGGCGAAGACGAUGACCUCAGACUCAGGGUUGAGCUCCAUAGAAUGAAAAUAUUCCGGCCGGGACCCGAAGUAGGCAAAUAUACAAUGAUUUCCCACACUAGAGACAGAGGCAAUGAGGUGAAUAUAGAAAGGAUGAAGCUCUUACAUCAAGUGUCACGAGUUUGGAAAACAGAUGGGCUGACUAGUUGUUCUUAUAAAUUACUGUCUGUGGAACACAAUCCUUUAUAUAUCAACAUCACAGUGGAUUUCUGGUCUAGUCCAUGACCUAGGAUCUUUUGAUGAUCUUUAGAAGAACUGAAUAUUUGAUUGCAAUAAUUUUGACGUAGGGACUUCCCCAAGUAGCACCCAUUAAGAACUUGUUGCAGCUAAUUGUUGGGCUGAAUUUCCCUUUUUGAUAUUUUCUUAGGAAAGCUCUUGGUGAUAGAGAAUGUGAAAUAGUUGUAACAAGACUGCUUUCUUAGUUGUUUUGAUCGCAAGGGUUAUAUAUUGUAAUAUAGAUACUUGAAGAACUAAAUAUAAAAGGACUACUCAAAGGAAAUAAUGAAGGUGACCUGAGAACUCUGGUUGAAGGCGAUUUGUUUACAUUUUAAGUGACACUUUCUGGGGUAAAAGGCCUUAGGAAAUAACAUGGCUGACUGUCCCAGAGAACUGGAAUCGUUCUUGUCCGAGAUAGAAAGGUACGGAGAUGUAUUUUUGUUUCUUGUUUAUCCGGCAUGGUCAUCUGGUGGAUCCUGGGUGGGAAGAAGAGAGGAAAGGUGAAGAAUCAAGAUGCAAUGAGCUUGGUAAUGAAGAGGUGGCAGGAGGACAGAGUGUCAGAUGAAGAGGUGGCAGCGGUUGUGCUGGUUGCUGCUGCUGUAACUCUGCAGUGGGUGCCACCCUCCCAGAUAUGCCUUCUAGUAAGAGCCCAGCAGAGAGCACAUUAUCUGCUAGUUUUUUAAGCGUUUUUGUAAAAUGAUUUUGUACAUGUAGGAUAUGAAUUAGCACUUUAAAAAUUACAUGUUAACUAAUA